AUGCCGAGGAGUCGGAGUAUGGAGCGGGUGGAAGCGGUUCCCCUCGUCCCAGAGGCCAUCAACGCAGCGAAGGAGGUCCACCAGACGUCGAAAGCCUCCAAUGAGAAAAGCUGGCUGCGGCGUGCAGCCGAGGAGGCAGACCUGGUCCUGGAGGAGGGCGAUGAAGAUUUGGACCGCGGCCGCAAAGCAGCCAAGCCGGCGCCCAGCAAGGCGCUUUGGGGCCUUUUCCAGCAGCUACAGGAGCGGGUGCGCCGGGCGCCGCGUCAGUCGGGCGCGCACUCAAGUUCAGUGGGACAGCGUGCUUUCUGCCUUAGUCAGACUCUGCGCUUUGGCACCAUGUCCACUUACAACUGGGCGAAGUAUGACCCGAAGUACUACCUGAACGGGACCCGCAUCCAGCUGGACCCCGUGAAGUACCAGGGAGGUUUGCUGAGCGUCGGGCGCCAGGUUGUGGCCGAGGAGGGCGCGGGAGUGCUGGCCACUGGGCUUGGGCCCACGGCGGCCGGCUACUUCGUGCAGGGCUGGUUCAAGUUCGGUGGGAACGAGUUCUUCAAGAUCCAGUUCACGAAAUCUUUGGGAGACCAAAAGGCAUGGGACAUGAGGACCCCUAUCAUGUUGGGAGCCUCGGCCUGCGCGGAGUUCAUCGCCGACAUCUUCCUUUGCCCUUUGGAGGCCGCCCGCAUUCGACAGGUCUCCGACCCCACCUUCCCCAAGGGCACCUUCACGGCCAUGCAGGCGCUGAUCCAGCGCGAGGGCAUCAUGGGCUGGUACGCAGGAUUGGUGCCGAUCCUCUUCAAGCAGAUCCCCUACACCAUGGCCAAGUUUGCUGUCCAGGGUACGGCGGAGAUCAGCAUCUACAACUCCUUGCCCACGAAGCGCGAGAACCUGAGCCGGGGCAGCAAGAUGGGCGUGUCCAUGACCUCCGGCUUCAUCGCGGGCGUCGCUGCGGCCAUCAUCUCCCACCCUGCCGACUCUUUGCUCUCGAAGAUCAACAAGAAGGGUGCCGGUGGCGAUGGCAGCAUGAUCUCCCGGCUCGGAAACAUCGCCAAGGAGACUGGCUUCGUGAAGCUCUGCACCACCGGCCUCGGCCCCAGGUGCGUCAUGAUUGGAACUCUCACGGCCGGCCAGUUCCUCAUCUUCGACACCCUCAUGCCCAUCAUGGGCGUCGAGAAGUUCCACUUCCACGACCCCUCCAAGCCGCACUGA
This is a messenger RNA of Symbiodinium sp. CCMP2456, 1206 nucleotides long. Lineage: Eukaryota; Dinophyceae; Suessiales; Symbiodiniaceae. The record is from the annotation of a GenBank genome assembly.